Messenger RNA from [Candida] anglica, 420 nucleotides. Lineage: Eukaryota; Fungi; Ascomycota; Pichiomycetes; Serinales; Debaryomycetaceae. The record is from the annotation of a GenBank genome assembly.
CUUUAUUGGAAUUUAGUUUGUUGUAACUUUCCUAAACUAUUCACACGCCAUGAGAUCUGCCCAAGUUUUAUUCAACGCCGCCAAGAAGGGUGGUAAGAUUCCUGUUCCAAUUGAAAUGUACCCAUUGUUCGCAGCUGUUGGUGUUGCCAUGGCCUCUGGUUGUUUCUUCACUUACAGACAUUUUGCUUACGACAAGGAGUUGAGAUUAUGGAAGAACGCUGACUUGUCUACUUUGGACAAGGUCUUGAACGAUGCCACUGCUGCCGAAAAGAAGGAUUAAAUAGUAUGGUCUUCUUAAAUUGAAGAGAGGUGAGAUUUCUUUUUAUUGCAUUCUAGGUUUACUAGAGAAAAAAUAAACGAUGUUAGUUGGCAGUAGUCUGCAAGGUAUAGAUUCUGCAAUAUACAGAUUGAACUAGAUAA